Molecule: messenger RNA, 366 nt
Organism: Ipomoea nil (Japanese morning glory)
Lineage: Eukaryota; Viridiplantae; Streptophyta; Magnoliopsida; Solanales; Convolvulaceae
Product: non-specific lipid-transfer protein 1-like
Exons: 1
Coding region: 1-366 (121 amino acids)
Biological process (GO): lipid transport
Cellular component (GO): membrane
Molecular function (GO): lipid binding
Source: RefSeq, a predicted model, not a curated record
AUGGUUAUCACCGGAAAACAAAAACUCGCUCUCUUGCUGCUCUUUUGCACGGUGGCACCCGCGGCCAUCAUGCCUCGUGCUGGUGCGGUGAUCACAUGCGGCGAGAUGUACUCUAUCUUGUACCCAUGUGUGGACUAUAUAAUGAACGGCGGGAAGGUGCCCGGAGAAUGUUGUAGCGGGCUGGCAUCGCUGGUGACCAGUCUCAAGACCAGGCCGGACCGGCGAGCAGCUUGCACGUGUGCAAAAGCAGCGGCGGGGAGUGCUAACCCAGAGCAACUCGGCCGUGCGAUGGGCCUCCCCGGCAAGUGUGGUGUCCAUAUGCCGUUCAAGAUUAGCCCCAACGUUGACUGCUCCAAGAUCAAGUAA